CAUCCUCAUUUCCCAUCUCACUCCUCACUUCCCAGAGAGAGAAGAGCGAAGAGAGAAAAGCGACUAAAAACAAAAAUCACUUUUAUACAAAAUCAAUUCCAAACAAACAAUGCCUUCUUCAUCCCCCACCAUGCUUUCAAAAACCACUGUCAUCCCUGACCAGGCUUCCACUUUAGGAAACCUGAAACUCUCAGUCUCUGAUCUCCCCAUGCUUUCUUGCCACUACAUCCAAAAGGGUUGCCUCUUCACAAAACCACCUUCAUCUUCACUCCCUUCCCACACUCUCAUUCCUCUCCUCAAAUCUUCCCUCUCUAAAACUCUCUCCAACUUCCCGCCUCUCGCCGGCCGCCUCACCACCGACGAAAACGGUUACGUCCACCUCACCUGCAACGACGCCGGCGUCGAUUUCCUCCACGCCGCCGCACCUGAACUCUACAUCAGUGACCUCUUGUCCACCACCGAUGUUUCUGAAUCCUUCAAGGAAUUCUUCGCGUUUGACCGGAAGGUCAGUUAUACCGGACAUUCCUCCCCGAUUUUGGCAGUUCAGGUGACUGAACUCGCCGACGGUGUUUUCAUCGGCUGCGCCGUGAACCACGCUGUCAUCGACGGGACAUCCGUAUGGAAUUUCUUCAACACGUUUGCGCAAGUUUGUAGAGGAGCAAACAAGUGCAUCCGGAACGUCCCGGACUUCCGGCGUGACUCUGUUCUGAUCUCCGACGCGGUUCUCCGGUUGCCGGAGGGCGGUCCGGUGGUGACUUUCAACGCCGACGCGCCGAUUCGGGAGAGGAUUUUCAGUUUCAGCCGUGAAGCGAUUCAGAGGCUGAAAGCCAGAGCCAAUAACUGGCAGGUGAACGGCGGCGCCGCCAUGGAGUUGAUGAAAAAGCAAAUCAACGACCACCAUUACCCGAAUCAGAAGGAGAAUAAUGGCAAGGUGGUGACGGUUUUGGAGAAUUGGCUCAGGAGUGCGGUGAAUUCGAAACCGCAAACGGUUACGGCGACUGAAACGGUUGAGAUUUCGUCGUUUCAAUCGGUGUGCGCUUUACUGUGGCGCGCGGUGACUCGUGCGAGGAAAUUACCGGCGGGGAAGACGACGACGUUUAGAAUGGCGGUGAACUGUCGCCACCGGAUUGAACCGAAAUUGGAACCGUACUACUUCGGAAACGCGAUUCAGAGCGUGCCGACGUACGCUUCCGCCGGGGAGGUUUUGUCGAAAGAUCUACGGUGGUGCGCGGAGCAGUUGAACAAGAACGUGAAGGCGCACGAUGAUUCCAUGGUGCGGCGGUUUGUGGAGGAUUGGGAGAAGAAUCCGAGGUGUUUUCCGUUGGGGAACCCUGACGGUGCGUCGAUCACGAUGGGAAGCUCGCCGAGGUUUCCGAUGUAUGAUAACGAUUUCGGGUGGGGGAGGCCGUUGGCGGUGAGGAGUGGAAAGGCGAACAAGUUUGACGGCAAGAUCUCGGCGUUUCCGGGGAGAGAUGGAAGCGGCACGGUGGAUUUGGAGGUUGUUUUGGCGCCAGAAACGAUGGCGGGGCUUGAGGCUGAUCCAGAGUUCAUGCUAUACGCAUCGAGUCAGUUAUGACACGUGUUAAUUGAUUGAGUCGCAAUGUAACUGCCUUUGAUCACGUGAUGAUGGCAUGUACGGGUUCCAACGGAAUGGCUCCAACGGUGAUGAUUUGAUGAGGGGGUUUGAGGGGCCAGUGUGACAUGUUGUUGUGAUUUAUACAAGUGCUUCUUAUCUACUUUAAAUAACUAGUGUAUUAUGGUUGUUGUUCAUGUUUAAUUCAAAUUAACAAGUGAUUUCCUUUA
This is a messenger RNA of Lotus japonicus, 1803 nucleotides long. RefSeq lists its product as uncharacterized. The record is from RefSeq and is a predicted model, not a curated record. Bases 110 to 1576 code for a protein of 488 amino acids. NCBI's taxonomy places the organism in Eukaryota, Viridiplantae, Streptophyta, Magnoliopsida, Fabales, Fabaceae. The transcript has a single exon.